This is a messenger RNA of Salvelinus sp. IW2-2015, 2164 nucleotides long. Its product is annotated as tricarboxylate transport protein B, mitochondrial. The record is from RefSeq and is a predicted model, not a curated record. Gene Ontology annotation, biological process: mitochondrial citrate transmembrane transport. Gene Ontology annotation, molecular function: citrate secondary active transmembrane transporter activity. Lineage: Eukaryota; Metazoa; Chordata; Actinopteri; Salmoniformes; Salmonidae. Gene Ontology annotation, cellular component: mitochondrion.
GCUUUCUCUCCCAGCACGACUGCCAGCUGUGUAGUAGUCUACUGUCCACAUACAGCCGGGGUCUGAAGGCUACACUCAGCAUCACUGGUCAGACAGCAUCACAGCGAAAUUGAUCAGUCCUUAGUCUUGGUGUGCAUGCACUGAACGUUAUAUUAACCAUAAACUCGUUUUUUAGGACAAAAUAACAGUUUGGUAGACUUAGUUUUAUAGCUAGAUAGAUAUUUGUUAAAUUAUUUCUUUACAAUGGAAGGAAACAGGCAACUAAUCAGUCCCUUUCACCGACCACGGUGCCUGGCGGCGGCGGCACCUGGAGGAAAAGCCAAAUUAACUCACCCAGGGAAGGCGAUUCUAGCAGGUGGUAUAGCAGGGGGUAUAGAGAUCUGUAUCACCUUCCCUACUGAGUAUGUGAAGACUCAGCUACAGCUGGACGAGAAGGCCAACCCUCCCAAAUACAGGGGCAUUGGUGACUGUGUAAAGCAGACGGUACAGGGUCACGGGGUGAGAGGACUGUACAGAGGACUCAGCUCACUGCUCUACGGAUCCAUACCCAAAUCAGCUGUCAGGUUUGGUGUGUUUGAGUAUCUCAGUAACCAUGCCCGUGACGAGGCAGGGAAGUUGAACAGCACCAGGGGUCUGUUAUGUGGGCUUGGUGCUGGAGUCAUGGAGGCUGUAGUCAUAGUCUGUCCCAUGGAGACUGUCAAGGUUAAAUUCAUCCACGACCAGUCUUCAGCCAACCCCAAAUACAGAGGCUUCUACCAUGGAGUCAGGGAGAUCAUCAGAACCCAAGGUAUUAAGGGGACGUACCAGGGCCUGACGGCCACCGUCCUGAAGCAGGGCUCCAACCAGGCCAUCCGCUUCUAUGUCAUGACCUCCCUCAGGAACUGGUACAAAGGGGAUAACCCCAAUAAGGCUAUUAACCCUGUGGUGACGGGAACGUUUGGAGCCGUCGCAGGAGCAGCCAGCGUGUUUGGGAACACCCCCCUAGAUGUCAUCAAGACCAGGAUGCAGGGUUUGGAGGCUCAUAAGUAUAAGAGUACGCUGGACUGUGCCUUGAAGAUCAUGAGACACGAGGGUGUACGGGCGUUCUAUAAGGGGACGGUUCCUCGGCUGGGUCGUGUGUGUCUGGAUGUGGCCAUCGUCUUCAUCAUCUAUGAGGAGGUGGUCAAGGUUCUCAACACGGUCUGGAAGACGGAGUGAGGGGGCGGGGCUGGAGCCUCUUCUGACCUCACUGGGCCAAACACGAUGUGACUGGACAACUGAGCCUUCUACCAGUCUGCGUCUCAAACACCACCUUAUUUCCUAUAUACAGUAGUGCGCUACUUUUGACCAAUCAGGCUCCUAUCAGGGUCUGGUCAAAAGUAGGGCAUUGUGUAGGGAAUGGAGUGCCAUUUCAGAUGGAGUGCCAUUUUCAUCCAGUAGCAAGCUGCCAAGUAGUGACAAAUUAUACUAAUUAUUGUCACAGUUCUACUGUAAUACCACUCACCCUUUUGGGCUAGCCAUGGCUAACGUCUUUUUCCUCAAGUGAAACGUAUACAUAGAGUAAUAUAUUCUUACCAAGAGAAGAGAAAAUGGGUAAAUAAUAUAUAUUGAUUCAUAAUAUAUUGAUCAGAGUCUUUUCAAUGUAUUUAUUGAAUGUUGAAUGUGUAGUAAUGAGUCUCUGUUUGAGACACGCUGUUAUACUGUGCAGUGUUAUGUACAGUUCUAACUUGGAAGCGAAUGCUUCAUGGUGUUAACAUUACAGUACUGUAUGGAUUGGGUGGGUGCAAGAGGUCGCAGCUUUUUUUGUUCCUGUAUGGUAUAUCCACAGAUAGAACAUUGAGACAGAUAUUUCACUGGAUGUAUAAAUAUGAAGCAUCCACUUGGUGUUUCUCUCACUACCAAAUAUGGUAGUGAGAGAAAGCCCACUGGUGCGCAGUGGUAGAAAAUGGAACGAGAUGGAUUUUGGCCUACAUUCUGCAAAUGCUCUCAUCGAUUAAACAUUUGAUCUCAAUACAGUUUUCUGUUCCCAAAACUAUAAUCUGUUAUGAAUAGAGUUGACUAAGUUUUGUAGACUUUAGCCAUCGCACAAGCGAAUUUCACAGAGUAGGUGUUCCCUAACGGAAAUAUGCAGAUAUUUGCUAGAACGGGCCAAUAGGAUCUCGCUAGCUCGUGCUUGGCUCUGCCC